Messenger RNA from Durio zibethinus, 1975 nucleotides. RefSeq names its product ent-kaurenoic acid oxidase 1-like. Gene Ontology annotation, cellular component: endoplasmic reticulum. NCBI's taxonomy places the organism in Eukaryota, Viridiplantae, Streptophyta, Magnoliopsida, Malvales, Malvaceae. Gene Ontology annotation, molecular function: ent-kaurenoic acid monooxygenase activity; heme binding; iron ion binding. Gene Ontology annotation, biological process: sterol metabolic process; brassinosteroid biosynthetic process; multicellular organism development. The record is from RefSeq and is a predicted model, not a curated record.
UUUCCCUAUUUGCCUUUCACUAGCAUGUUUGUGCUCUUGGUUUCUUUUUUUUUUGAGCCACUGUCCUUAAAUACUCCUAAGCGCUACCCUUUAUCCUUGCUACUUUCAGUUAUAGUAAUAUAUAUAAAUAUAUGUAUAUAUCCUGGCUCUAACAACGGCUGAGAACGUAGGAUAUAACAAGAGUAACUAUUCCUUGAGAGAAGUCUCUCAAGCUUAGCUUGAUGCACAAAUACUGGUGGUUCGAGCUGUGCAGCACCUUACCUGUAAUGGAGAUCAUGGGUUCGAUGUGGAUGGUUGUCCUCUUAGCAACAUUGGCUGGCUUUGUGUCUGUAAAAUGGGUCCUGGAGAGAGUGAAUUGUUGGGUGUAUGAAACCCAAUUAGGCAAUAAGAGGUACUCUCUGCCGCCAGGGGAUUUAGGAUGGCCUUUCAUUGGCAACAUGUGGUCGUUUCUCCGAGCCUUCAGGUCCAACGAUCCCGAUUCCUUCAUCCGUUCCUUCGUUUCCGGAUUCGGGCACAUUGGAAUCUACAAGGCCUUCAUGUUUGGGAACCCAAGUGUAAUUGUUACAAUGCCCGAAAUAUGUAAAAGAGUGUUAAAUGAUGAUGGUGCGUUUAAGCCUGGAUGGCCUACUGCCACAGUAGAACUCAUUGGAAAGAAAUCAUUUAUUGGCAUUUCUUAUGAAGAACACAAGCGUCUCCGCCGUUUAACUGCAGCUCCUGUCAAUGGCCAUGAAGCACUGUCCAUUUACAUCCCAUAUAUAGAAGAGAAUGUGAUAUCUGCCUUGGACAAAUGGACCAAGAUGAGAGAAAUUGAAUUCUUGACGCAACUCCGAAAGCUCACUUUUAGGAUAAUAAUGUAUAUUUUUCUCAGCUCAGAAAGCGAAGAGGUAAUGGAAGCCUUGGAGAAGGAAUACACAACCCUUAACUAUGGAGUUAGAGCUAUGGCAAUCAAUGUCCCAGGAUUUGCUUAUUAUAAAGCCCUCAAGGCUCGGAAAAAACUUGUAGGGGUUUUUCAAUCUGUGGUGAAUGAGCGGAGAAAUCAGAGGAAAACAAAUAACUCAACAAAGAAGCAAGACAUGUUGGAUGCCUUGAUGGAUGUCAAAGACGAGAAAGGUGAAACAUUGGAUGAUGAGGAAAUAAUUGAUAUUAUGUUGAUGUACCUGAAUGCAGGCCAUGAAUCUUCCGGCCACACUACAAUGUGGGCGACUAUUUUCCUGCAACAACACCCAGAAGUUCUAGAAAAAGCAAAGGCAGAGCAAGAAAAGAUCGUGAAAAAAAGGUUACCGACCCAAAAGGGUUUAACGCUCAAAGAAAUUCGAGAAAUGGAUUAUCUUUCUAAGGUGAUUGAUGAAACGCUUCGGUUGGUAACAUUCUCAUUGAUGGUCUUCCGUGAGGCAAAAACAGAUGUCAAUAUAAGCGGAUAUACCAUUCCCAAGGGGUGGAAAGUUCUAGUCUGGUUCAGAAGCAUUCACUUGGACCCUGAGAUUUACCCAAAUCCAAAAGAAUUUAAUCCUUCUCGAUGGGAUGAUUAUACAGCAAAAGCAGGAACUUUCCUUCCCUUUGGAGCAGGAAGCAGAUUGUGCCCUGGAAGUGAUCUAGCCAAGCUUGAAAUUGCUAUUUUUCUUCAUCAUUUUCUCCUCAACUAUCAGCUACAGCGGCUUAAUCCUGGGAGUAAAAUUAGGUAUCUACCACAUUCAAGGCCCGCAGACAAUUGCUUGGCAAGAAUCAAGAAACACCCUGCUUCUCUUCCCAAGGAAGAAAAAUGGAAAAUUUAAAUGGGGUUUCAUGUUCACUUUAAUUUCAUCCACAAAUAUCCCAACUAUGAUAAUAAUUUCUCCUCUGAGAGACUACAUAUGAUAAAUAAUCAAUAAACCAAUACUAACAUGAUCCUAGGUUCUCCAACUGUUUUUGUGAAAUUUUUAAAAUUUCAAAAUUCAUAUGUUUAUUAACUACUUAACUAGUGUGGAGAAUUGUUAUU